Varroa destructor (honeybee mite) is the source of this 2002-nucleotide messenger RNA. RefSeq lists its product as uncharacterized. Lineage: Eukaryota; Metazoa; Arthropoda; Arachnida; Mesostigmata; Varroidae. The record is from RefSeq and is a predicted model, not a curated record.
AUAAUGUAUUCUACUACUAUAGGUACCAUCAAUAAGAUGAGUAGCAUGGUCCGGACUGUAAUAAUAUUCUGUUCAUGUCUGAUAUAUGUAAAAGCUAACCGAUCCAGUAUAAUCCCAGCGGAGUCCCUUGACACGGGUAAUUCAUCCAAAAUGCAAUGGGCUGGACACGCUAAAACGGUGAGUCCAGAGGUACAGAGCCGUUUGGUCGUUCGUAGAAAUUGCUCACCACAGAUACCAUCAAGUAACUCACUAGUCGUAUUCAACUCUGAGAGAGGAAGUUGUUGAGACAAGACAACGUCUGUUAGUUUACGGAGUUAAGAGAUGUGCCAACGGGUCUCCGUUAGAGUUUUUUUUUUGUUAUUUGGUUUAUGUUAUCUAGGCUUGAAUGGUCAAAUGCAGGACGUACAAACGUCUGACUUGUCCACGUGGGCGACCUCCAGCGGUUGUUUGCAGCCUGGUUUGUACGCGGUUCACAAGCAUAGAACGAACCGACGCCUUACCCAAGUUCCUGUUACCAAAAUCAUCACUGGUAUGAAGGGUCUAUCGCCUUACCAUUGUCUCGCCAGCUGCAUUAAAGCCGGAGACGACUGUGCCGCUUUUAAUCUGGACCGUUCGGCCGGAGUUUGUGAAUUGCUAUCUGCACACGUUUGCAAUCAUUCUGGAUUGGAACUCGAUCGCAGUGACACCUUCACGUAUUACGACGUUUAUCCUGAAUCAUUUAUUGAGAAAAGCGGGUUAAUGUACAACACUCCAUACUGUGAACUCAAGGGAUACUGCAACCCUGAAUGCGAACCAUGGGUCUACAUGCCUCACCUGGAUGGAUACUGUAAUGAAAGUUACGAAUGCAAGAUGCGUAUUGGACCUCGAGGUGUUUGUCGUGUUCCACCCAACCUUUGUAAAUGCGAUCGGGACUACUAUAUUGCCGAAGAUCCCAAACUCGAAAUCAAAAUUUGCCUUAAACUUGGUGCAGACGGUUACGAGGUGUUCCCCAACAUAAAGUCUGACUCGAAAAAAGGCCUGCAUUUCAAACUUGUCAUGGUCGACCUCGACUUCGAGCGGGCAGCAAACUAUUGUGUUGAGGUGGAGGGAGGGCACCUGGCAUAUGCAGAAGAUGGAGAGACAAACCGUUUUCUGCGAGAGUAUAUGCGAAAACAGAAGGUCAGGUCGGCCUACCUUGGGCUUACCGAUCAGCAACAGGAGGGUGUGUGGAUUUGGAUUCAUAAUGGGAAAAAGCUCAAAACAACACAGUUUUGGAAAAGUGGCGCUCCAGACAACUUUAACGACAUGGAGCACUGUGCAAUGAUCACAAAUGAAAUUGAUUUCGGUUGGGACGAUGUGCCCUGCGAUAAGGUCGGCAAAUUUAUUUGCCAAAGGCCUGAAACGAAUUAGUUCGAACACUGGUUGUAAGAUACUAGAACAGUUCUCUUCGCAGAUUUUCAUUAGCCCACAAAAAACAGAACUGGUAACCUAUAAUGGAUGCGAUUAUAAUUGUCUGAGUUGAGUUUGCAAGACAUUGAAAGUGCUACAUAUUGUGAUAUGACAAAAGAAAAGGCAAAACUUUAGUAAGUUACGUUUUAGAUCGUGAACGAUCCAGAGUCAAUACUGCAAACCUGUUUUUUGUAUUAGUAGUGUUUUUUUUCACUGUACGAUGCGCUAAUAUGCGUGCCCAAAUGUCAGCUGAUGUCAUCAUUAGGCCUCAAAACGGAUCGAUUUACGUAGACUAACCACGGUUACAAUUAGCCAAGCAAUUAUUUGCAGUCGGAGUACGAUCUGUAGCAUCCAGCUAAGAAGUUUGAAGCUAAAUAAAUGCACAUGCUGUACAGUAUCCAUCUCAGCAACUUCUACUUGAAACUUAAGUUCUGCGUUCACAAUUUACUUUGUCUUUUGUUACGUAUGUUACUUUAGAAUAUUGGCGGCAAUGAACCUAUUCAGUCAGCGUUAUUGUUGGACCUAAACUAUAUCUAUAGUUUAGGUCCAACAAUAACAAUAAGGUCCAGCAAAA